CUCCCUCUCUUUCUCUCGCAGCCGCUCCGAGUCUGCGCCCUGCUGCCAGGCUCCCAGCUCGGCGCUCCCCUGUGCUCGCCCGGCGCCCACUCAUUCGCAGCCCAGCCUUCGCCGCCGCCGCCUCCCUGCUCCUCCUCCUCGUCGUCUCCCCAGCCCGCCGCGGCCAUGGCGGACAGCGCCAGCGAGAGCGACACGGACGGGGCGGGGGGCAGCAGCGGCAGCUCGGCCGCCAUGCAGUCGUCUUGCUCGUCGACUUCGGGCGCCGGUGGCGGCGGUGGCGGCGGGGGAGGCGGCGGCGGUGGGAAGUCGGGGGGCAUUGUCAUCUCGCCGUUCCGCCUGGAGGAGCUCACCAACCGCCUGGCCUCGCUGCAGCAGGAGAAUAAGGUGCUCAAGAUCGAGCUGGAGACCUACAAACUCAAGUGCAAGGCGCUGCAGGAGGAGAACCGCGACCUGCGCAAAGCCAGCGUGACCAUCCAAGCCCGGGCUGAGCAGGAAGAAGAAUUCAUCAGUAACACUUUAUUCAAGAAAAUUCAGGCUUUGCAGAAGGAGAAAGAAACCCUUGCUGUAAAUUACGAGAAGGAAGAAGAGUUCCUCACUAAUGAGCUCUCCAGAAAAUUGAUGCAGUUGCAGCAUGAGAAAGCUGAGCUAGAACAGCACCUCGAGCAGGAGCAGGAAUUCCAGGUCAACAAACUGAUGAAGAAAAUUAAGAAACUGGAGAACGAUACCAUUUCUAAGCAGCUUACGUUAGAACAGCUGAGACGAGAGAAGAUUGACCUUGAAAAUACUUUGGAACAAGAACAAGAAGCACUAGUGAAUCGUCUCUGGAAAAGGAUGGAUAAACUUGAAGCUGAAAAGCGAAUCCUGCAGGAGAAAUUAGACCAGCCGGUGUCCGCUCCCCCAUCGCCUCGAGACAUCUCCAUGGAGAUCGACUCUCCAGAAAACAUGAUGCGACACAUCAGGUUUUUAAAGAAUGAAGUGGAGAGGCUGAAGAAGCAACUGAGAGCUGCCCAGUUACAGCAUUCCGAGAAAAUGGCGCAGUAUCUGGAGGAGGAACGUCACAUGAGGGAAGAGAAUCUGAGGCUGCAGAGGAAGCUGCAGAGGGAGAUGGAGAGAAGAGAGGCCCUCUGUCGACAGCUCUCCGAGAGCGAGUCCAGCUUAGAGAUGGAUGAUGAAAGGUAUUUUAACGAGAUGUCUGCACAAGGAUUAAGACCUCGCACUGUGUCCAGCCCGAUUCCUUACACACCUUCUCCCAGUUCUAGCCGGCCGAUAUCACCUGGUCUCUCGUAUGCAAGUCACACAGUUGGUUUCACGCCACCAACUUCACUGACUAGAGCCGGAAUGUCUUAUUACAAUUCCCCAGGUCUUCAUGUGCAGCAUAUGGGAGCAUCCCACGGUAUCACAAGGCCUUCACCGCGGAGGAGCAACAGCCCUGACAAAUUCAAACGGCCCACGCCGCCUCCGUCUCCCAACACACAGACCCCCGUCCAGCCUCCGCCACCUCCACCUCCGCCACCCAUGCAGCCCGCGGUCCCCUCGGCAGCCACCUUGCAGCCCGCCCCCUCGCAACAUUCGGUGCACCCCUCCUCCCAGCCUUAAUGCAUGCGCGCAGUCCGAACCUCACGUUGGGACUCGUUCGUGCAGCGGAGCCGUCGACUCAAGACGCCACAGGCUUCCUUCCCUGGCAUAUUCGGAUCUGACUUAUUUGCACUGAGGUUAUCUAGGCUUCACUAUUCAUUGUGUUGUAAAUGUGUGUCGGAAACGCAGCCAGUGUUGUGGGUCUACAACACUAAACAGACGACUUUCUCCAUCGGUGUUUUACUUGAAUCUUCAUGUGCGUCCAUUCCCUGGCUGGGACAUCGGCUAUUCGACUAUUUGGUAGUUCAGCAGCGGUGUGCAAUUUUUUUGCUUGGCCCCAGAGCUUCAUUUUCCUGGCUUUUAGGUUUGUAAACUAAAAAGGGAUGUCUUUUUUAUAUUUUUUUUCCCAUGAAUUUGCAGAAAAUUACUGAGCUGUUAUUACCCCCCCCCCAUUAGAAUAGUGUUUACCAAGCAUACCAGUAAUUCAGCACUACAAUUCAGACCUUUGAAAAUCUAGCUCUCACUAUAGAAUGGGAAGUUGGAUGCAUCAGUGCCCAAGACAAUGUUUAAUAGAGCUUUCUACGGAUACACUUUGUAUGGGUUAUUUUCAGUAUAUCUCAACAUCCAUGUCUCUUGUAAAACAGAUCUCCUAAAGUAUUGGAUCACAUGGCUGUACCUUUUCCACAUACAUGGGAUAGAUAAUUAUCGUAUAUCCGGGUGUGAGUCUUUCUUUAUCCUUGAUGUUACCCUACCCAAACUGGCCCUCUCACGUGAGUCGAUAACUGUUGUCCUACCCGCCAGUGGUUGCGAUGGCUGAUUAGAAUGUGCUGUGUGAUUUCUGCUGCAGAAGGCAAUGUGAUGGUGACAGAAACAGCUAAUUUCCCUUUACAUUCUUUACUUGCGUCCCCCUAAAAUAGAGUUCGAACAGAUAUUUUAAAGGUGCAGAGUACUAUGAGAAAAUACUAUGUGAAAUGAGCAUUAUAGGAACAUCUUGGCACAAUGGCCAAAAUACUUUAUUGCUGGCAGGAAAGAGGCGUAGAGGAAAGUAGCACAUUAGCGUUGAGGACUGCUUAGUUCGCCCAGUAAAAGCAAGCUCAGUGUACAAAGAAGUAUAUCCUGAAUGCGUCAUUUCCAUUCAUUUAGCACAAAUAAAUCGUUCGGUUUCACUUUAAA
Molecule: messenger RNA, 2748 nt
Organism: Mesoplodon densirostris (Blainville's beaked whale)
Lineage: Eukaryota; Metazoa; Chordata; Mammalia; Artiodactyla; Ziphiidae
Gene: CCDC6
Product: coiled-coil domain containing 6
Exons: 9
Coding region: 166-1596 (476 amino acids)
Source: RefSeq, a predicted model, not a curated record